CUGUGCGAGCACUCAACGACAAUAUUCGAUCUUACCUGUUUUCCGUGUUCUACUGCUCAGCAUAGCGUUCCAAAAUCCGAUCGCGCACCACUAGUAAGGAGGCCCCUCUACUAAAUUCUUAUUACCACAAAUCCACUUUCGAGUAAGAAUCAAGAAUCCUCCUUGGAACAUCAACAACAAUAAAUAUCACCUUCCUCGUCCUCUGUAACCAGGGUCUGAUAUCAUUGUCACCUUGUUUUACAUAGCCUCUGGCCGAUCUCCAAGUUAUUUAGUGCCUCGAUUCCCAUCUUCUUCCUAGCUCGCUCAUCUUCCGCUCAUCAUUCCCAUUAAUGUCCAAGACAGACAUAUCUAGUCUCUAGAAAUGCAGUCUCUCCUUCUUGUACGGAUGCUGGUGGCACUGUUUAUAGCGUCGAGCGCUGCACAAGACUUCACACCAUCGAUUUAUUGGAAAAACCCUAACAUCACGUCGUCUAAGGACGACCGCAUUAGCAUUGCAAGCGCUGCUCUAGAAAAAGCGGUUAGCAUGCUCCAGCCCAAUGGGCAAUUCAACGAUACCACAUACGAAACGGCUGGCAGGCUUUACGCACAAAUGGCCGAACUUGAUAGACUGACAAACCAAACCAAGUACAAGCAAACGUUGAAACAGUGUUUCGCACUCGCAGAGUCAGUCAGGUCUGAAUUUUUGAAUCAGUUGUCAAUAGAAUAUGGGCUGUUGUUAUGGAUAUUGGGUACCCACUGAUUCGGUGCAUGAGUCAACACAUGCCCGAACUCGGCCUUCUCGGUCCUAGUAGUGACUCACUCG
Desarmillaria tabescens is the source of this 802-nucleotide messenger RNA. RefSeq lists its product as uncharacterized. The coding region runs from base 362 to 739 and encodes 125 amino acids. The record is from RefSeq and is a predicted model, not a curated record. The transcript has 4 exons. NCBI's taxonomy places the organism in Eukaryota, Fungi, Basidiomycota, Agaricomycetes, Agaricales, Physalacriaceae.